CGCCCCCUGCUCGCUGCCACGCCCGCCUCCUCCGCCGCCCACGAUGAUCCCGCUGCACCGCACCCUCGCCCGCUCGCCGUCCACGCCGCUGCAGCUGCCCAGCCCGCAGCCGGCUCCCCAUCUGCUCGCGCCCUCUGCCUCCUUCGACUCCUCGCACGACAGGCCGCAGGUGCUGUCCCCGCUCGAGGUCGCCCGCAUCUCCUACUUUCCCUCCUCCGCCUCAGCCAGCCCCAAGCUCGGCAUGAACACCCCCGUCCGAUUCGUCCGCCCCGGCCGUCCCUCCGCGUCCCUCGACGUUCAGCCGGCCUACACCGCCUCCAUGCCAUCCAGCCACGCUAUGCACCCGCCUCCCUUCGAGCGCUUCCAGUUCAGCGCCGCCUUCCGCGACCGCGCCAACAUCGCACAACCCACCCAGCCUCCCUCGCGCACCCGCCUCGUCCUCAACAGGCUCAAGGCGCGCACCAGCCGUCUGCCGCGGAAGCUCGGCCUCAGCUCAGGACGGUCUGCCCACCUCCGCCCGCCGCGCGUUCCGUCCGACCCGGAGCUCGCCUUCCAGGACGAACAGCAUCGCAAGCACCUCUGCUGGCGGUGCCGCAAAGCCGGUGGGCGGCAGACGGGCUGCCGCGCGUUCAAGACGCCUGCAUCUCCCGACGAGAUGGUCAAGGCCAUGGGCUAUCACUUCGACACCAUGGACAUCUCCGCCGUCUUGGCCGGAGUGUCUUGAGUGCAUCAGGAUGUAUAGAGUUUUUCUACUUGCGCUCGUGCCUCGGUCGUCCUCCAAUAUAUCUGCC
Fomitopsis serialis is the source of this 791-nucleotide messenger RNA. RefSeq lists its product as uncharacterized. Bases 44 to 724 code for a protein of 226 amino acids. The record is from RefSeq and is a predicted model, not a curated record. Lineage: Eukaryota; Fungi; Basidiomycota; Agaricomycetes; Polyporales; Fomitopsidaceae. The transcript has a single exon.